Molecule: messenger RNA, 1050 nt
Organism: Sordaria macrospora k-hell
Lineage: Eukaryota; Fungi; Ascomycota; Sordariomycetes; Sordariales; Sordariaceae
Biological process (GO): transmembrane transport
Cellular component (GO): fungal-type vacuole membrane; plasma membrane
Molecular function (GO): transmembrane transporter activity
Source: RefSeq, a predicted model, not a curated record
AUGGACCACAGUACCGACGAGGAAUCCAGAAUCGGGGCCGAUGGUGCCAAGGAUAUCCGGGAGGAGAAACCUGAGAAACCGUUGUCAUCUAGGAACAACGAUCCUCCCCAAGAACGCCAUAUCACCUGGCUCGAUACCCUCCGGCACUAUGAAGGUGCUCUAGACAGAAAGCUCGGCAUCGAAGCCCGCGCAGUCCAGAGAAAGACACCGGAAGAUCGCGACCCUCAAUACGCUGUAUGGCACAACCAAGCCGUCAUGUUUCUGCUCUGGAUGAGCUCGACCCUGAAUCUAGCCUGCUUUGCAACUGGCUUCCUGGGCACGGCACUCGGACUGGAUCUGAGAACAUCACUCACUAUCAUCACCACAGCCGCAUUCCUAGGGAGUGCCGUUCCUGGAUGGUGUGCCACCCUAGGCCCCAGCACCGGCCUCCGCCAAAUCUCCAUCUCCCGCUACUCCCUCGGCUGGUGGCCGUCGAAAGCAGCCGCGAUCCUCAACGUGAUUGGGCAAAUCGGCUGGUCAUCUGUCGGCUCGAUCACCAGCGGCCUUGCCCUCGCCGCCGUCUCGGACGGCGCCAUCCAUCUCGAGAUCGGCGUGGUCCUGUCCACUGCCAUCAGCUUCGUCGUCUCCAUAAUCGGCCUCAAAGCCGUGUUUGCGUACGACAAGUUCGCGGGCUUGGUGAUGGCGUUUGUUUUUAUAACCCUGUACACCGAAGCCGUACCCGCCGUUCAACAGUCCCAAUCCCACUCCCAAGCCCAAGCCCAACCCACCACCCCCCUCCAAUCUGUUCUGUCGGGCCCAGCAAAGACAGCCGCCUCCCUGAAACUCUUCUCAGUAGUCUACGGCUCCUCCGUCUCCUGGGCCUCCAUCGUGGCAGAUUACUACGUCGAAUACCCCGUCUCUACCUCCCGCAUCAAGAUCUUCCUGCUCACCACGCUCGGUCUGGCCCUCCCACUUGCUUCGCCAUGUCUCUUGGCGCCGUCGUCUCUUCGGCUCUUUCUUCCCGUCCAGCCUGGUCUGCCGCGUACAACACCGGCGGCAUCGGUUUUCUGA